This is a messenger RNA of Seminavis robusta, 1185 nucleotides long. The record is from the annotation of a GenBank genome assembly. NCBI's taxonomy places the organism in Eukaryota, Bacillariophyta, Bacillariophyceae, Naviculales, Naviculaceae.
AUGUUGAAGAUCUCUCUAUCGCCAGUUGAUGGGGGUGGCUACACGGCUUAUUUCAGUCCUGAAGAGCGUCCAAUCAGGUUUGACAGGAACAUCAGACCCAUCAAGAUCAAAGGAUCCGAAGGCUUUGCCGGAAGCAUCAUGACAUUGAGUCGCUUUCGCCAAAUUCGUGCUGCGUUUCAUCCAGAGAAGAAGGUGCCAAAUGACACUGACAAGUGCUACCAGCUUCGCCAUGCCAUUACUACAUUCAAUGAACAUGCCAAGUCUACCUUUACGGUUGGAAGAGAUCUAUGUUUCGAUGAGGGUGGAAUCGCGACAAGGUCCAGGUUCUGUCCAGUGCGCCAGUACAAUUCGAAGAAACCAAAGAAAUUCAGAGUAGAUCUAUUCAUCUGCUCCUGUUCCGAUAGCUAUUGCAUCUUUCACUUGGAUGUUUACCAAGGAAAGAAUCCUACUGAAGUGGGCAUACAUGAAGACCUCAUCGGCUUGCCAACAACGCAGAAGGCUCCCAUGAACGCCAUGUACAGUCUUGGACUACACCUUGACACGCAAGCUACCCCGCGUCAUAUGGCAUUGGACAAUCGGUACAUGUGCCCUGAGCUUGCUGUUCUUUUACGGGAGAAGGUCAAUGUCUACGCAACAGGCACAGUGAAGGCUGGAUGCAAAGGUUGGCCAAAACUGCUAAUGAGUCUUCAGAAAACAGCGGAUCGCGGAAGCUACAAGAUUGCAGUCGACAAAACAAACAAUGUGGUCGUGAUGCAUUGGAGAGACUCUCGUGUGGUGAAUAUGGUCACAACUCUUGGUGACACGACAAUACGCAAGGUCAAAAGGCAACUCGGUUCAAAGGCAGCACUGUUUGAUUGUCCUGGCCCUAUGACAAAGUACCAGAAAACUAUGUUUGGCGUUGACAAAGGUGAUCAAAUUCGCGUUCAUGGAGGUGGCUUUGCGAAUAAAGCCCACUUCAAGAAGUUGUACAAGAAGAUCUAUCUGGGUCUCCUCGACUGUUAUUUAUUGAAUGCUUUGAUUGCCUGGAACCUUGCAGCAAAGGAACCUCGGUCAUCGAAGAAAACGCUGCUAAGACACCAAUUCUUCACUGUUAUUGCUGAAGAGAUGAUGUGCUACGAGGAGGGCGCAGGUACCAGUGACCUUGUGGGCAAUAUUGCUGCGAAUCUCGACAACCAGUUUCAGUGA